GUAGGACACAGCUGGGAAUCAAACCGACUCUUCUUUUCGUUGUGUAACGUCUCAUAGAACAGUGUUAAUACCAGAAAUAUAAAGGUUUAACAUUCUCUGUCUGUUUAAUUAAAAAUAUGUAUUUACUCAAAUAUUCAUGUCGGAGCGUUUUUUGGGGCCACAGCUUAAAGUUUUGGAUCUAAAUAUGAAAUAAAACUAUUUAUAUGUAAAAAAUCAAACAUCAUGAUGGGAUAAUUUCUUAUCCACUUAUAUUAACAGAGAUUAGUUUAUGUAAUAAUUCAGAAUACAAUGGAAGAAUCUGAUUGGAUCUUUGUGGAGGAACCAGUGAUGAUGACUUCCUGUUGGACUAAGAACAGCCCCACUCUUCCUCUGAUUGCUCAGUUCUUGUGGCCUUGGUUACUUGGGUUGGUUUAGGUUAGAGGAGUGAGAUUAGGGUUAAGUAAGAAUGUCAAGGUAAAACCAAUCAGGUCUGAAGAGGUCUCAGGAGGAUCAAAAACCGAACUAGACCAGCGUGAGUCAUGAUGCAUCUCAGUCAUUCCAAAGGAGGUUGGUUUUAUAAAUUUAAAAGUUUAUAAUUUCAUUUGAUGUCAUUCAGUUUCUUUCUGUUUUGUGAAAGAAGUCUUUUGUUCAACCUGAGUCCUGGACUUGGAUCCUCCACCCACUGAUAAGAAGAGCCAUAAACCUGAUAAACGUCACCGUCAGCUGACUUUAUGGUUUUGUUUUGUGUCGCUGAAGCUCAGAAUUCAGACGGAUCCAGAUCAGCUCAGUCCUUCAGGAUCACUCGGUGAAGACCAGGACCAGAGACAAUUCCUAGCUUAUUUUAGUUCUUCAUCCAGGAUCGAGACCAGUCUGGCAGGUUUCAGGAAGUCUAUCUGGGUACAGGAAGUCCAUCAAGUCCUCACAGUUCUGGCAGGUUUAAGAAAGCCCUGCAGGUCCAUCAGUGUGGAAGUCUGGAUUUCUGACCUGGUGGACGGAAGCUCAACAGAACCAGGAUGAAGAGGGGGCCCCAGGCUGGUCUGACAGGUCUGACAGGUCUGCUGAAUCCUGGACUGGAGGUGGAGAUGACAGAAAGCAUCAACACAAUCCAGGCCCAGCUGGCGCUCAGUCAGUUCCAUGUGACUGACAACAUGACCAGACAGCAGUACUACUACCUGAAACUGCUGGAACCAGAACCACACCCACUUGAGACCAACCUGCAAGAAUCAGUCGUCAGUGAGCCGACGUCUCCACUGGAGGUGGUGGUGCAUCAUGGGAAACUGGACCUCAUCAUGAAUCCAGUCUUUCUCAAACUGAUCCAGGUCAAAUGGAAACUGUAUGGGAGGUUUGGGGCGUGGCUUCUUCUCAUCCUCAACUUCCUGUUCAACGUCUUGUGGACAACCGUCGCCAUUUCUAUCUCUGUGUACCGAGACUCACGUCGCUACGUCCUCCCCCAGGACUGGUGGCGUGUCCUCCUCGUUGUCCUGGCCCUCCUGUUGACCCUGGAGGAGGUGCUGAGGGAAAUACAGGACAUCCUGCGUUCAAGGAGGAAGCUCCUCCUCUGGCGACGGUGGGCGGAGCUUCGUCUCCAAGACGACCUGAGCUGCUCUCAUCCCAUGUGGCCUCAGGAGAGGGUUGACCUUAUGGAUCAGAACAAACAGAUUCACAGGAUAAGGGGAAGUUACAGCCAGGACCUGUGGAACGUGUUUGAUUGGCUCGUCUACUCUCUUCUGACGGCGUCCUUCCUCGUCCACAUGGCCGACGUGAUUCGUCCGUCCAUCCGUCUUCGCACCACCAGUCUGCGUCUGUUCUCCGUCAUUGUCGUCUUCCUCUGGCUGAGACUGAUGAAGCACGUCAGAGCCUUCAGGUUGAUGGGUCCGUUCAUUGUCAUGUUGGGAAAUAUCAUCGGGGACGUGAUGCGUUUCCUGUUCCUCUACGUUGAGAUCUUUAUUCCUUACGCCUGCAGCUUCUGGAUCAUAUUUGGAGGUUUGUGUGUUCAAAGUAUUUACAUUUUUACUUAUACAUUAACACUAUUACUAACAUAAACAUGAAUAACACUAUUACUAACAUAAACAUGAAUAACACUAUUACUAACAUGAAUAACACUAUUACUAACAUAUUAACAUGAAUAACACUAUUACUAACAUAUUAACAUGAAUAACACUAUUACUAACAUAUUAACAUGAACACUAUUACUAACAUAUUAACAUGAACACUAUUACUAACAUAUUAACAUGAAUAACACUAUUACUAAUGCAGUAGAAGAAAACCAGAAACCAUUUUUAUUGUCAUAUACACAUACACAAAAUUUGUUUCUGCAUUUGACCCAUCCCUGUAUAUAGGGAGCAGUGGGCUGCCAAUGACAGGCGUCUAUUAUCUAGGCGGAUAGACAGGGAAAUUAGGGAGUCUAAGCUGUCUGUCUCCUCUCUUGUCGCUAGCUCAUCCCUGAUAUUCUCAGCUAACCCGUAGAUAAAAACACUCUGCAAGGAAAUCUCCUCCCACCCACUCUCUGUAGCUAGGAUUCUAAAAUCCACCGCAUAUUCUGCGACUGUUCCGGCGCCCUGACGAAGGGAGAGGAGUCUGCUGGCUGCUGCUCUACCCUGAACAGGAUGGUCAAAAACCUCUCUCAUUUCUGCUACAAAUACAGUGUAUAAAUUACAGAUUGGGGACUCCCUCUCCCAUAACGCGGUGGCCCACUGGGCAGCUUUGCCCGUAAGUAAACUGGUGAUAAAGGCAAUACGUGACCUAUCAGGGGCGUAGGUGGCUGGCUGCUGCUGGAAUACAAGGGAACAUUGCAGGAGGAACCG
Molecule: messenger RNA, 2783 nt
Organism: Anarrhichthys ocellatus (wolf-eel)
Lineage: Eukaryota; Metazoa; Chordata; Actinopteri; Perciformes; Anarhichadidae
Exons: 9
Coding region: 993-2021 (342 amino acids)
Biological process (GO): calcium ion import across plasma membrane
Cellular component (GO): plasma membrane
Molecular function (GO): calcium channel activity
Source: RefSeq, a predicted model, not a curated record